Molecule: messenger RNA, 672 nt
Organism: Tuber melanosporum (Perigord truffle)
Lineage: Eukaryota; Fungi; Ascomycota; Pezizomycetes; Pezizales; Tuberaceae
Exons: 3
Coding region: 220-423 (67 amino acids)
Source: RefSeq, a predicted model, not a curated record
CGCCACGACGCACCACAAAGAAUGUGAUAUCAUAAUAUUAUGAUGAUACCGGUAGCCUGGCGGAGAGUUGGCGGUUAGGAAUUUAGGUUUUGCCAUGUGGUAUACAAUACAAGUAUCGUCCUGUCGCGGGUGGUGGGGCAGGUAGAGGGGUGGGCUAAAUCGCUCAACUUCAGGAGGGAAGGGAGGAAGGAUAAAUAGGGGGUUCCAUCUGGGUCGGGGAUGAUGUUGGAAUUCGGCAGCAUUAGCAGCAGCAGCAGCAGCAGCAACAGCGACUAUUCUUAUGGAACGGUUGGGGUAAUAGCAGUUUGUUUGCUGGUGGUGAAAGAGGAGGAUUGGUACUAUAGGAGGGGAGUGGACGACUCUUGGAUUCUAGACGGCGGUAUAAUACGAUAUGCACCAGACAGAUGCAAAUACGAAACAUAAAUCAAAACCUCGUUCGACACCGACACCGCCAACAAUAACUACAACUACAGCAAUGCGGGAUCAUUACCGUUAUCAGAGAUCACCGGGUGCUCAUCAUAUACAUUCUCUCCUCCGACCACCGUCAUCAGUGGUCAUUUGCAACAAGCGAUUUACGCAAUAUUACUCCUCCUACACAUUGAUUCCCAUAGCUAACCCUUUCGUAGCAGAUAUUGCUCCUUUUUCUUUUCACUCUUCCUCUUCUCCCACAUA